GUUCGAGUCGGUUUCCCGCGAAAGAAGCUUCAAUGUGCCUUCUCUAAAACCGCAUCUAUAUACAUCUACCCUCACCGGACUUCUCUUUUUCGUUCCGAAACUAUUCUUUCCUCUAUCUCUCCGAUCCGUUUCGCCGUCGAUAAUUCUCUGAAGUCUGAUCCAAACAUGGAAUACCGGACCUUGGAUAUCACCGUCAUCUCUGCAAAAGAUCUCAAGGACGUCAAUCUUUUCUCCAAAAUGGACGUUUAUGCCGUCGUUUCCCUCUCCGGUGACUCGCGGUCAAAGCAUAAAACCCCCAUCGAUAAAGACGGUGGUACGAGCCCCUCUUGGAAUUUCCCCAUGAAAUUCACUGUCGAUGAAGCGGCAGCAAAGCAGAACCGUCUGAUGCUCGUCUUUGAACUCCGAUGCGAUCGAAGCCUCGGCGAUAAAGAUAUCGGACAAGUCCAUGUACCCGUCAAGGAGCUCCUCGAUAACACCGGAGACGGGAAGUCCGCCCAAUUUGUUAGCUAUCAGGUUAGGAAACCGUCUGGAAAACCCAAAGGCACGUUGAAUUUCUCGUAUAAAUUCGGCGAGAAGGUCACCGCACCCGUGACGGCUCUCAAGGCAGAAGAACCCGUUACGGCGUACCCGGCUGGGACAAGUGCGCCUUAUCCACCUCCGGGGCCGAGUGGGGGGUAUGCGCCUCACGGCGUUGCAAGUUAUCCUCCACCACCGGCGGGGCCGUAUCCACCACCGGGAGGAUAUCCGCCGCCUGUGCCUGGGUAUGGGUAUCCGCCACCUGGGGGGUAUCCACCGCCUGCGCCUGGGUACGGCUAUCCACCGGCCCCGGGGUACGGGUAUCCGCCAGUACAACAGCCACCGAAGAAGAAGAAUAAAUUUGGGAUGGGAUUGGGAGCGGGGUUGCUUGGAGGAGCACUUGGUGGGCUCUUGAUCGGAGAUAUGGUCUCUGAUGCGGCUUCUUACGAUGCUGGGUAUGACGAUGCUGGUGGUUUUGAUUUUUGAUAUUGUUUUUCUUCUCUGGUCUUAGGCUCUGUUUCUUGAGUAUGUAAUUUCUUCUUUCUUCGUUGAGCUUGUUAAUUAGAAAAACCUCGCUUUGGUACACUGUAAUUACAAUGUUCAUUGAUGACUUCUAUUUAACCUUUGCCUG
Messenger RNA from Nelumbo nucifera (sacred lotus), 1147 nucleotides. RefSeq names its product protein SRC2. Lineage: Eukaryota; Viridiplantae; Streptophyta; Magnoliopsida; Proteales; Nelumbonaceae. The record is from RefSeq and is a predicted model, not a curated record. Gene Ontology annotation, biological process: defense response.